ACGACGAGGUACACAAAUUCAGUAUAUUAAACGAUUAAACUAUUCAACAUUAUCAAAAAGAAGAUGAAAAUAAAUGUUAGCCACGGUCGGAUUAUUGAAAAUAAUCCGGACGUAACACUAAGUACAGCAGAAUGAAUUCGCGUAAAAUGAAAGCUCUUGCUUAUAUUACUUUGCAUUAUGCGUUGGAGAAACCUGAAAGAAAUCCACCCCGUUGGUGGGUUUCUAACUUUCUUCGACGUAGAGAAAAAUAUAGUGCAUCCGCGUUGUUGUUAGAUUUAAAAUUUCAAAGUGUCAGUGGGUUAUACAGGAAUUUCAUGCGGAUGCACCCAACAGACUUUGAAUUGGACCAGAAAUUAUGCGGCAGGAUACAAACUAUAGAAAAGCCAUUACGGCGCAGGAACGAUUAGCUGUGACGCUCCGGUUUUUGGCAACGGGCGAUUCGUUUACAAGUUUACAAUACUUGUUCAAAAUAUCGAAGCAAAGUAUUGGCAAAAUUGUUCCGGAGGUGUGUGAAGCCAUUACGAAGGCACUGAAAUCGUAUAUUCAGAUUCCAAAAACUGGAACGGAAUGGCUAAAAAUCGCACAGCAAUACAAUGACACUUGGAAUUUCCCCCACGGCAUCGGCAGCAUUGAUGGGAAACAUAACUAUUCAAUCGCCAAAACACAGCGGAAACGUUGGCUGCCAAGGAAGAAUUUCAGACGGAGGUGUAUUUAAUAAUUCUUCUCUAUAUCGGGCCAUGGAGGAGAAGAAAUUAAAUAUCCCAGCGGCUGUUCGGUUAGAAGGAAGGGAAACACCAAUUCCUUUCUUUUUCUUAGGAGACGAAGCCUUCCCCAUUUCUGAACACCUCCUGAAAUGUUACUCGGGAUAUUUUACGAAAGGAUCGCAGCAACGUAUAUUUAAUUAUCGAGUAUGCCGGGCCCGGCAGGGUUGUUGGAAACGCCUUCGGCAUAUUGGCCGCAGUCUUCCGCGUAUUAAGGAAACCGAUGCUUUUAUCGCUGGAAAAAGCUUCUCUUGUUGUUUCAACAACAACAAUGUUGCACAAUUUUUUACGGCAAAGGCCAGAUUCUUCUCGACUUUAUACUCCUCCUGAAACGAUGGAUUACGAAGAGGAAGGCAUUUUGAGAGGAGGUAAUUGGAGGGAACAGGGCAACGAAAUGGGAGUGCUUUUGCUCUUGCGAGGAGUUCCGCGGAGAACAACUUCUGCGUUGUUACAAAUAAGAGAGGAACUGGCCCAUUAUUUUUUGGCGGAAGGAAGAGUACCUUGGCAGGAAGACUGCGCAUAGUUUUUAUUUAAAUAUUAUAAUGUAAUGUAACAUGAUAAAUAUAUAACUCCCUGUUUUUUAGAAUAGUAAUUCGUAGUGUGUAAAUAAAUUGUAAAUAAUAAAUUGUUUUACUGCGUUUGUAAAUAAAACUUCAUAAUUUAUUGAUUUACCACCUCCACGAAUUAUAUCGAAAAUUCGAUUUGACGUAUUAUCGAUGUUUCACUAUAUUAAAAUUUAAUUUUCUAACAUAUUUAUGUAAUUGUCUUAUUUGUGUAAUUUAUUUUCAUCACUAAAUACAACCUAACAAAAAUUAAUUGUGUUUACAAAGUAUUCCUUUUGUACAAAGAAAAAGAAAUGAAAUAAACAUUUUUACUAACAUUUUCUCAAUCUAUGAUCGUGUUUACUUUUACACACUGUCACCGACGAGAUACUGUUAAAGACUGCCAACCCCUGUGUUAAAGUUCGGCACGCCAAGUGGGCCCAGUAGGCCUGGGGUACGAUCGGUAAAUAGGAAUGGUGGAUAAUGUAGAAUAGUGAUAUUACCCAUUGUACCGCCGAAAAAAACUGUUAUACCAUCAACGAGAUGAUUUAGCUCUGCCACAGUACAAUAAUUAUCUCGUCGGUGCUGCUUGGAAAACAAUUAUAUUUUACCUUAUAAUUGGAUUACAUUCUUAUUGUAAUAAUCGAUACUACAUAAAUAUAUGAAAAAUAAGAAUAUUUGGUACGUAACAUUCUGAAAAAAAUAAAAGAAUUGAAUAAAAAAUAAUUCGAAAAUUACUGUUAUAUUUAUAAAAUAAUGAUUCUUAAACCAAAAAUAUCAUUUAACUGUUAACAGAGACUCGUCUCUUAGCAGACUGUUAACAGGUGGGCAUUUUUCACAGGUAGCGGAAGUAGGCAUUUUUAACAGAGAAUGACAUACUAGUAUUCCCUUAUUCUGCCAUGUGGUGAACAGAGUCGAACGUCCCAAACGUUUAAAAGCUUGCGUCCUAGCAUAUCCGCGCUGACACUGGCGCACUCAAGGGGGGCUAAGAGGUUCUAGCAUCCCUCAAAGAAAAAGGAAGGAGAACAACAGAAAAUUUUCCAAAAUCUGUUCCAAAUUAAAGUAGUAUUACUGUUUAUGUAACAU
Molecule: messenger RNA, 2389 nt
Organism: Osmia lignaria (orchard mason bee)
Lineage: Eukaryota; Metazoa; Arthropoda; Insecta; Hymenoptera; Megachilidae
Source: RefSeq, a predicted model, not a curated record